UUUUUUUCUUUCUCUUUCUACUUUGGAUGUCCAUCGCACCUUGUGGCUCAUGGCUGGGAUUCUCACAUGCCUGUGGAAGUAUAGGAAUUACAUUGUGAUAGUCCUUACACCUCUUUUACUUCUUCCUCUGCCCCUAAUCUGCCCAACCUCGGAGGCAAAAUGUGGUUAUGUAAUUAUCCUCAUGGCGCUGUACUGGUGCACGGAGUGUAUCCCUCUGGCUGUGACCGCCCUGCUGCCCGUCAUCCUCUUCCCCAUGAUGGGCAUCAUGGAAUCAAACGAGGUUUGUAUCCAGUACCUGAAAGACUCCAACAUGCUCUUUAUUGGUGGGCUGCUGGUGGCCAUUGCUGUUGAGCAUUGGAACCUGCACCGGAGAAUCGCCCUUCAAGUGCUGCUUAUUGUGGGGGUGAAGCCAUCUCUUCUGAUGAUUGGUUUCAUGGGCACCACAGCCUUCCUGUCCAUGUGGAUCAGUAACACUGCCUCCACAGCCAUGAUGCUGCCCAUCGCCAACGCUGUGCUGCAGCAGCUGUGUGACACAGAGGCCAACGCUGAAGAGAGGGAGUUUAACAUGGCUGCUGCAAAUAAUGGUCUGGAUAACCAGGCAUUUGAGAUGGGUGAUGCCAAAAUGAGCAAAGAACUCCAAUCAAAGGAAAACACCAUCAAUUUGGAUGCAGAUAAAGAUGACAGCAAUGGCAAAAUAUCAAGUCUAGAGGCCCAGCAGCGCAGACUGAAGACUGAGCAGAAGUAUACGAAGCUGACGAAAGGCAUGAGUCUGAGUGUUUGUUACGCUGCCAGCAUCGGUGGGACGGCCACCCUCACCGGAACAACACCCAACGUCAUUAUGAAAGGCCAGAUUGAUGAACUCUUUCCAAAUAAUGGAGGCGUAAUCAACUUUGCAAGCUGGUUCGGCUUCGCCUUCCCCAACAUGGUGCUAAUGCUCGCCUUGUCUUGGUUGUGGCUGCAGUUUAUGUUUCUAGGCUUCAACCUUAAAAGCACAUUUGGAUGUGGCACCAAGAAAGAAGGAGACAGGGAGGCGUUCCAGGUAAUCAAAGAUGAGUACAAAAAGUUGGGCAGGAUGAGCUUCGCUGAGGGUUGUGUGCUGACCAUCUUCACGUUGCUGGUUGUUCUGUGGUUUACCAGGGAACCUGGGUUCAUACCCGGCUGGGCCACUGUGCUCUUCAACAAAGACAAAACGUACGUCACAGACGGCACUGUGGCCAUUUUAAUGUCAGCACUCUUCUUCUGCAUCCCAUCUAAACUGCCAAGAUGCUGCGGGAGGUCAGAGGAUGGGGCCUCUUCUGAAGCCCCUGCAGCUCUGCUUAAUUGGGACGUUGUCCAUGAAAAGAUGCCUUGGAACAUCCUUUUGCUUCUGGGAGGAGGUUUUGCAUUGGCACAUGGAAGUGAGAAAUCUGGACUUUCUUUGUGGCUUGGAGAAAGUCUCAUACCGCUGCAGAGCAUCCCUCCUUUUGCCAUCUCCAUCCUGCUGUGCUUGCUGGUGGCCAUGUUUACUGAAUGUUCCAGCAACACUGCCACCACCACUCUGUUCCUGCCAAUACUGGCCUCAAUGGCCACCGCCAUCAAGAUACACCCACUGUACGUCAUGUUGCCCUGCACCAUCUCUGCCUCGCUGGCUUUCAUGCUGCCCGUAGCCACUCCACCCAACGCCAUCGCCUUCUCCUACGGCAACCUCAAAGUCCUAGACAUGGCCAAAGCUGGAUUCAUUCUGAACAUUCUUGGAGUCAUAACCAUCAACAUUGCCAUUAACACGUGGGGGGUGGCCAUGUUCAAUCUGAAUGAAUUUCCCAGUUGGGCCAAUGUCACCAAAACUCCUUGAAAGUGAACUCAGGAAAAUGGAAACGGGGGAAAAACUGGUGGAUAUGAACAAUGUCUGAGUAUUAGGAUUUCACCACUGGAAGGCAAGUGUAUGGUAUACAUGGUACUUUUAUUAAAAGCUCCAGUAUACUCGGGCCAACGCAGUUUGAUGUUGAGGGCUUCUUCAGACUUAUAUCCUCCCUCAUAUUGUGAGGCUGUUCAGAAACCAACAUGUUUACAAGAAACAUUAAAGUACCUUCUUUUGAGUUAAUGGCAUCUAGAUUAAUACUCUCAUGGACUGUCAUUCAAGCAGAUUUUGACCUGGCAGACCUGAUAUUUAAAAAGUGUUAAUGCAAGCAAAUGCCAGUCUUGUUUGCUGCGAGAAAUGUCAUAUUCUGAGUUGUCUUUGUAUCUGUAAUUAGCAGCGUUACACUAACCUAAAAUAAAACUAUUAAACAAAAAUGUAAACAACAUAACAAAAACUUCAAUAAUUGUAUUUUUCAUUUGCAUACUUAAAUAUCACUGUGUACUACUUAUGAAUAUUUUUGCCUUAUGGCUGUUGUGCCAUGUCUGUCUGAGUUUUGAGAGAACUGUAACUAUCUAUAAUUUCUCAGUUGGUUUCUUAGAGAAAACUAUAAUCAUUGUAUUCCAUUUAGUCAGUCGAACUUAUCAAUGUUGUCUUAAACAACAGAAUAUCCAGAUUCCAAGAAAACCAGUCGGAGCACUAGAUGCUGCCGUUUUUUAGACUGAUACAUUUAUUGAUGGGAUAAAUCUCAUUACCAUCCAUAGGAUUAGGGACACUGGGUACUUUAUUGAUGUAAAGAGAGCCAGAGGACAGAAAGCUUAAUCCCUUCAAAGGGUCAAUGUUGGAGAAAUACAAAAGGAUUGAAGUUAAGAGAAAUCAAUUAUAGGAAACUGAUUAAAAACAUUUCAUUGAAAUUGUUGGCAGGGGUCCACAUAUCUGCUGUAUGUGGAGAGCAAAAAGGAUUUCAAAAUGCUAUAACUACAGUAUACAGAGGUCAAAGGAGUAAGCAAUCAUGAAAUACAAAACAUUUUAGUUUAAUCUAGCAACCAUUAUUUUGGUCCAGACUGAAAGACGACAUCAUUCAAAGGGAAACUAUCAGUCUAUUUGAACUGGUUCUUGCACUAAUGGAAGGUGCUUGUGAUCGGAGGUAAGACAACAUCUUUAUGUCAUGAUAUCUUUGUAUUGUCUUAUUUUAAUCACUUUUGGUCUCUGUCCAAGUUUGUGAUUUGUGAGUUUAAAUAGACAAAGGCUGUAUAAUGCUGCAGUACAUUCUCUCUGCUGGUAGUUCAGGUGUUUCAUUAAUAAUUGGUAUUUGGUUACUGAGAAUGGGCAAGAGGUGUUUUUAGUGAGACGAUGCAUACAAAUCUGCAGUUAUCAUACUCUGGAAAUCUUUAACACCUGACUGUACUGGGCAUCUCUGAAUAUGUUUUUUAAUAAAGAACCUGAAU
Trematomus bernacchii (emerald rockcod) is the source of this 3282-nucleotide messenger RNA. RefSeq names its product solute carrier family 13 member 2-like. Gene Ontology annotation, cellular component: membrane. Gene Ontology annotation, molecular function: transmembrane transporter activity. Gene Ontology annotation, biological process: monoatomic anion transmembrane transport. The record is from RefSeq and is a predicted model, not a curated record. Bases 50 to 1831 code for a protein of 593 amino acids. NCBI's taxonomy places the organism in Eukaryota, Metazoa, Chordata, Actinopteri, Perciformes, Nototheniidae. The transcript is spliced from 13 exons.